Molecule: messenger RNA, 2561 nt
Organism: Trifolium pratense (red clover)
Lineage: Eukaryota; Viridiplantae; Streptophyta; Magnoliopsida; Fabales; Fabaceae
Exons: 2
Coding region: 787-2037 (416 amino acids)
Biological process (GO): regulation of transcription by RNA polymerase II
Cellular component (GO): SAGA complex
Molecular function (GO): transcription coactivator activity
Source: RefSeq, a predicted model, not a curated record
AUAGAAAGAAAAAGAGGGAAAACUGAAAUUCUUUCAAUAAUAAGGAGGGAGAAAACCUUUGAUAAGAGUAAAUAAAUAAAUAAAAAAAAAAUCAAAAUUAAAAAAAAAAAAAUUAAAACGAAAAAAGAAAAAGAAGAAACAAAGAGGAAGAAGAAGAACACUGUCUUAGCAGAGAUCGAGCUACACAUGAAGCACACACCAAACUCAAAAUUUCCAGAUUUCUGUGCAAAUUCCUCAACUUCACUCUGUUCAUAGUUCAAUCAAUUGAUCUCUUCAUUAUUCAAAGUUUGGAGCUUUUGGGGUUUCACGAAGCAAUGAGGUUUUUCAGAUUGGUGCAAGUGAUGUAGUAAUGUUUGCUUCAAGCUUGGUGUUUCGGACCCUUUAGUUUGGUUGUUCAAAUUCAAACUUAGGGUUUUGAUUUACAAUACAAUUUACUGAAUUGGGUUUGAUUUAAGUGAUUUAGUGUUUUGGGUUUGUGUUUUUUUUAGCAGUUUGAUCUCUAGGUUUUUUGAGUUGGGGAUAUUGAGAUUUGGUUUUGCAUUGUCUGGUUUGUUGAUUUGUGAAUUUUGGGCAAAAGGGUGAGUUUAUUCGUGUUGAAAAUUGGUUUUUUUUCUAUCGGGUGUUCGGAUAUGUAGAGCUUGAUUUAUGUUCAAUGGUGUGUGAUUGUGUAAUUUUUGUGUACUUUGGAAAUAGAUGUAACUGUAAUUUGGCUCAAAUUGAGGUUACUGGUGGGUGGGUUGUUUUCUGAUUUUGUUGAAUUGUGUGUAUGAAUCUAUUUGUUGAGAAAUGCAACCUCGACAGAGCUCAAGAAUCAAUUUGGGUGAGUUGAAAGUACAGAUUGUAAAGAGGAUUGGAUCGGACAAGUCAAAACGGUACUUUUAUUACCUGAAUAGGUUUUUGAGUCAGAAGUUGAGCAAGAGUGAGUUUGAUAAGUUAUGUUUUCGAGUACUCGGGAGGGGGAAUUUUCCAUUGCACAAUCAUUUUAUAAAGUCUAUUUUGAAGAAUGCCUGUCAAGCCAAGACUCCGCCACGGGUCCAGCCACCCGGUCCUUCAAAGUCAGGAGCAUAUGUUACUAAUUUGUCUCCUGCUACGGAAGAUGGACAUGAACGGAGUAUUGCUAAUUCGAACUCCCCAAAUCACAAAGUUUCUGUUUGGUCAAAUGGAGUUUUGCCGGUGUCCCCACGUAAGUUACGGUCUGGAAUACGAGAUCGAAAGCUUAAAGAUAGACCAAGUCCCCUUGGACCAAAUGGGAAAGUUGACUCAGUUGCUCAUCAAUCCACGGCUACAGAAGACAGUUGUAGCAAGGUUGACAUGGAGAAUGGAACUCUUACUUCAUGUGACUAUCAGCGAGCAACACAACAUCUUCAAACAGUUGCCGAGCUACCUAAGAAUGCUCUUCUGGGACUAGCCGAAAAACCAAGAACGCAUGUCAACGGGGUGACUGAAAUAUCGACAGUGGAAGAUGGAGAGGAGGUGGAGCAGUUAAACCGACUCAGUUUUAACAGAAGUCCUCUGAUAGCACCACUUGGGAUCCCUUAUUGCUCUGCAAGUGUAGGUGGGGCCCGCAAAACAUUGCCUGUGAAUAGUGCAGGUGACUUUGUUAGUUGUUAUGACAGAGGUAUGCUAUCUGACACAGAUACGUUAAGAAGGCGCAUGGAGCAGAUUGCAAUGGCACAGGGUCUUGGUGGUGUUUCUACGGAAUGUGCAAGUAUGGUGAAUAGUGUGUUGGAUGUAUACUUGAAACGGUUGAUCAAGUCUACUGUUGAUUUAGCUGUAGCCAGGUCUGCAAAAGAGCCGAGGAAGCCCCCUAUCACAAAUCAGCGGGUUCAGGGGAAGGUCAUAAAUGGUAUAUUGCCAAAUAAUAAUUUACAUGUGCAUAGUACUAAUAAGUUGGUAGAACCUGUGCCUGAACACAGACACCCGUUCUCGGCAUCUUUGCAUGAUUUUAAAGUUGCGAUGGAGCUAAAUCCACAGCAACUUGGAGAAGAUUGGCCACUACAAUUGGAGAAAAUUUCUAUGCAAUCUUUUGAGGAAUAACACAUCAAUAGAUAAAGUUUUUUUUUUCUUUUACUUAAGCUUGGGUCCGGUUCUUCUAGUUCUUAGCUGGAGAUAAUCACCGUACUUUGCUCUGUUCAUAUUGCCAUGACGAACCAGAAGAGCCCCAAAUGGGGGAUUUCUAGUCCUUCGAGGAUCAGAUGCUGAUUUCAAGCUUUCAAACGUUUUAUCUCUGCUAUGUGGAGGAGCUAGGAUGGAUCAGCAAUAUAUUUAACUGCAACCAAGGGUAUGAAGCCCGGGAUUGGUUGCACUGUUGUAUGUUUAGCACCGAUAUUGGCUGUAUUUGUGAUUGUAAAAGUUCUAAUGACUUUUAAUUGCUUUACAGCCAAUGAUGGAAAAAGUUUUGCAGGGAUACUAUUGUGUUCCUGGGAUCUAGGGGAACUGUGAUAUGUAUAAGAGCUGAAGGGUUGCUCUGUAUGUAAUUUUAGAACAUGACGAUUGAUUGAAAUUCAAUAUUAAUAAACACGUCAAGAUCUAUAGAAAUUUCCUUGAUGAUUUUAGUUUUA